GGGAGUAUUGGCCUGCGUUCCAGGAGGAGGUUCUGGGGUUGCCACCUGGCUAGGCCCAGCGAAGAGCAGAAAGUCUCGAAAACUACUGGUGUGUCGGGCCCGCGCAUCAAAGAACGCUGUCAGUGUAUGCAUUGUGACUCCCGCUCACGUGCGAGGGUCGGUCCGCCCACCUCUGCCCGAUGUCGCCAUCGAUUGCUGGUACUGGCUACCUGCUCUCGGCAGUCCUCCUUCACUCUGGAUCUGGGCUUGUUCCCUCAUACUACUACAGCUUGUCGAGAGGAUGUCCGAAAAAGCCCGCCUGUUUUGCGGCACGGCACCCUGUCGUCGGUCUUCUUGCAACAGCGCGUCGCCGCUUUGUUUGGGCCCAGUGAGAGACGCAUGGAAGCAAGAACGCCUGGAUGUCGGCAUCAUGCCCGAUGCAGCCCCUCACCCAAAGACAGACCCAGAAGCGGAAGCUCUACUCUUUCGUCGCUCGACUUUACUUGGCGACUGGCUCUUUGGAGGGCCACAUCGCGGCAUGGGAGCAUCUGCAGAGGGACAUGGUACAAAGCUGAGGCUGGCGACUAUACGAACAGACCAAGGUCAGCUCAGAAUUUCUCCUGCUUACUAUAAUGAAUAUAUUCAUUUGUUCCAGAAGGGCAGUAUCUGUCCAUACUAGAAUGCAUAUGUCCCUGCGCUCCAGGAUAUUGUACGCCCGCGUUCACUCGCUAUUGUCAUGUUCUCAUGAUUUCUCUCUCCUUUCCUAAUGCGUUUCGGCCGUCAGUGUGUGCGCCCUAAUGCCAGAGGACAAAGAAACUGGGCGUUGUACCCUACGAAGGAAGUUGAAAGAUGAUCAU
Molecule: messenger RNA, 836 nt
Organism: Emericellopsis atlantica
Lineage: Eukaryota; Fungi; Ascomycota; Sordariomycetes; Hypocreales; Bionectriaceae
Exons: 1
Coding region: 127-612 (161 amino acids)
Source: RefSeq, a predicted model, not a curated record